Oikopleura dioica is the source of this 1206-nucleotide messenger RNA. NCBI's taxonomy places the organism in Eukaryota, Metazoa, Chordata, Appendicularia, Copelata, Oikopleuridae. The record is from the annotation of a GenBank genome assembly.
AUGGCUGGGCUCGGUAUAACGUCUGAAAAGGCAGCAGUCGUCGUCGAAUUCGGAUCAAGAUACACGAGAAUAGGCUUCAGCGGAGAGACCGGUCCUCGAGCCAUCUGCAGAACUCCGGAUGACUUUUCAACUGCGUCCGUUGAUGAAAUCGGCGAAUUUCUUCUCUGGCUUUAUAACCAGCAGCUUCAAAUCUCCCCACGUGAGCGAAGGCUACUUGUUGUCGAAGAUAUCAACCAACGCAAGGACUUUCGAGAGAAUAUAGUUGAAGCCGCGUUAACUCGAAUUGCGCUACCGGGCUUGGUUUUUGUUCCGCGACCAGUAGCAGCGAUUACAGCUACUGGUAUUAACUCCUCCACGGCUAUAGUGGCUCAACUUGGAUGGAGCGGGCUAAACAUAACUAGCGUGAUUCACGGGGUUCCAGAGAUUUGGAAUCAACAAGAAAGCACCAUUGGCGGAAAACACCUUGUCAACGAAUUCCGAAAAACUGUAGACCCGGGUAACUCCGUUUCCACUGACUUCUUGGAAGAUGUUAUAAGCAGAUUAGGCUUUUUCCGAUCAAGAGCGCAUCUAGUCAACCCACCAGAGACACUGGAAAAGCAGGAUGAAAAAACAAUACCCAUCGACGUAGACAGUGAAAAAGUGUUAAAUGUAAAGCGGUCUACAGUUCGAGAUACUGUCGAGUUACUUCUCGAUCGCCGCGCUGAAGAUGAGACGAUCACAACGAAAAUUUUAGACCUUCUAUUAGAAAGCCCGAUUGACAAUCGUCGAGCAUUAGCUGCACAUAUCAUUUUGUCUGGGGGCCUCGCCAAGCUGAAAGGAAUCGGUAGAAGAUUGCUUGAAGAAAUAAGAGAACAGCUAAAGGAGGAAAAGUACAAGAAACUCAAAGACUUGAGGUUUUCAAUUGUUAAAAUGCCCGCGCAAUCAAAUUGCAUUUGCUGGCUUGGCGGCGCGCUGUAUGCGAGUGGAGAGUCGACGUGGAGAAUGCAAAUGGAUCUCGCAAACUGUGCACUCAACAAGGACGAAAUCAAAGAAGAGAGCAGCUCCUCUAAGAUCGACACGACGCGCAUUCCCGACUGGUACGCCGGUGCUGCCGAUCUUCCAGAGCCAAAGCAGAAGAUUUCGUCACUCUCAACAGUGACACCGUCGUUUACAACCAUGAAUUCACCCAUAAGACGCAUGCUUCAAAUCUCCAAUAUUCCAAAAUAA